This is a messenger RNA of Pristis pectinata (smalltooth sawfish), 4421 nucleotides long. RefSeq names its product protein kinase C and casein kinase substrate in neurons protein 3. Gene Ontology annotation, biological process: regulation of endocytosis; plasma membrane tubulation; cytoskeleton organization. Gene Ontology annotation, cellular component: cytoplasm; endosome; plasma membrane. The transcript has 10 exons. The record is from RefSeq and is a predicted model, not a curated record. NCBI's taxonomy places the organism in Eukaryota, Metazoa, Chordata, Chondrichthyes, Rhinopristiformes, Pristidae. The coding region runs from base 400 to 1617 and encodes 405 amino acids. Gene Ontology annotation, molecular function: protein binding; phospholipid binding.
UCUCCGAACUGCGCUUCCUUUCAGCUAAAAGCACUUACACACAGGCUCGCAUUGCCCUCCCUCUCUGGAGUCCUUCACACACUCGUGACGUUCCCUACCCCAGUGCUGUUUCCAGGCUGCACAUGCUCAUUGCAGGAGUGUGAGUCCUCGGCAUUCCCUGCGAGGAAUCAGAGGGAGAGGCAGAGCAUCAGGACAGGCGCCGGCAAACAGUGGCCGCAGGAAUCCGCGGGGGUUUUGCAGCCACCUCCCCUCACCUCACCCCCGGGGCCAGUUGGUCAGCUUUAACACACCUGAAAUUCAACCCACGGUCUGGGAGUUGGCAAAAGACUGAGCCCGACUCCAGGGAGGAACUUUUUGCAAGAGGAGUGUGAGUGGGAGCGAGAGAAGCCAGAAGAUACCAUGUCUCUGAAGUAUUGCGAUGUACCAGGUCCUGAAGCAACCAGCAACAGUUUCUGGAUGCCAGACAAGUAUAAAAGCACCUCCAAGCGGGUUGACGAUGGCUAUAAAGUCUGCAACGAGAUCAUCCUGUGUUUCCAAGAAAGGGCAAAGAUUGAGAAGCAGUAUGCCCAGCAGAUUUCCGCAUGGUCACGGAAGUGGAAGCCACUCGUUGAAGCAAGUCCUAUGUACGGUACUCUGUUGAAGGCGUGGCAUGCCUUCCUUACCUCCGCAGACCGCCUGAGCGAACUCCACGUGGGGAUCCACAAAUCCCUGGUGACCGAGGACACGAGCAAGAUUCGGAAGUGGCAGAAGGAGAUGUACCACAAGAAGUUCUUCGGGGGCUUCAAGGAGACUCAUGAGGUGGAGCAUGGAUUCCGAAAAGCACAGAAGCCCUGGACAAAGAAACUGAAAAAAGCAGGAAAGCUGAAGAAACUCUACCAUGCCAAGCGGAAAAAGGAACGAGUGGCCAUUCUCCGGGAGAACAGCUGCAAGGCCAACCCAGCCUCUUCCUCAUGGAAACAGCAGAAACUCCAGCGGCUGAGGGAAAAACGCAGCCAGGAGGCAGAGAAGGUUAAGCAGCGUUACACAAAGACCAUAGAAGAUUUAAACAAAUACAACCCAAAGUACAUGGAAGAGAUGGAGAUGGUCUUCGACCAGAGCCAGCAGUUGGAGCAGAAACGCACAAUCUUUCUCAAACAGAUCUUCCUCUCCAUUCAUCGGCACCUUGAUGUCACCAACAAUGAAAGUUUCCGGUCUAUUUUUAAGGAUCUACACCAGACCGUGUUAUCAAUAAAUGACCAGAAUGACUUAAAAUGGUGGCGCAACACAUAUGGCCCAGGAAUGCCAACAAACUGGCCGCACUUCGAGGAAUGGUGCCCAGAGAUGGAGAAGAUAACCGACAAGAAAGGAAAAGGACAGAAAGAAGGAGAAAAGGUGGUUCUUCAGAGCUUAAGUUUAAAUAAAGGUUAUUCCCUUGGUGAGGAUGGCACAAACAUCCCUGGCGUCAGAAUCCGAGCACUGUAUGAUUACUCCAGCCAGGAAGCAGAUGAGCUCAGUUUCAAGGCGGGCCAGGAGCUGACUAAAGUAGAGGAUGAGGAUGAACAAGGAUGGUGCAAAGGUUACCUUGACGGAGGCCGGAUCGGGCUGUAUCCAGCUAACUAUGUAGAAGUUAUACAGUAGAAAGCAUUCACCCAAAGAGGAUACCUAAAACGAAGACAGCUGCAGCACCAGGAACCAUCUUAAAGCACGUAUCAUCAUCACUGCUUUAAAACAUUUUAAAAUUUAUUUUUGUUGAUUUUAUUUAGCCUGUGAAUGCCAAUGACAUUAUUACCUGGGAGGACUAUCCAAGUCAAAUUAUACAAGGGGGUGAGAUUAAUAUUAGAGUGUUGGUGCAGAAGUUACUGAGCCCACCAGAUGCUGCCAAAGUAGAUUAGAGACUGUGGGACAGUGAGAGGUAUUGGAUUUGAUUUUGACCAGGAGCUGGUUCAUCAAUAAAAUUACAGGUCAUCAAACUGCUUAAGAGCCCCUAAGCUUGGCAGUGUAAGGAAUCAGAGCCACAUUAAAACAUGCAAUGGAUAAGCCAACCCCUGGGUUACACAACCGAAUCCACACUGGUGUUAAUUAAGUUCCUUUGUAUUGUCAGGGGACCAGCAACAAUAACCAGCCAGCUUCCCCUCAAAAUAGCAUUAAUGUCAGUCACUGUUUGACGAAACAGGAGAAAGCAUUUCUUUUCAGUGAUAAAAUCCCUGAUGCUGGAACACCUUCACCUCUUGCUAAGGCCAGUUACCUUCAAUGUGUAUUUUAGGUUACUGUAAACACAGAGCUUUCAAACAAAGGCCACACUUUGUGCAUCAUAAAUACAAGUGAAUGCAGGACAAACUCAUACCGAAAUGGAAAAGUCAGGUGCACAAGUACGUUGUACAGUUAACAAAAAAUAUAUACAUAAUGCUGUAGCAUUUGCCAGGGAAUGUUACAAUCUUGUUAGACUCUGUAACAUACUCAACACAAAUUAUUGUACACUGAUUUAACUCCCUCCUUACUGCAACACUCUCUGUCACCUGCAGUACAGCUGUCUGUGGUUAGGAACGGGUUCCAUUUCUACCGACAUCCUUAGUUGAUUUUGUUUGUAAGUCGUAAAUUACACAAAAAUCACUCAGUAUGCUAACCGUACCUCCACAGUAUUGUAAUGAAGGGCAUUAAAAACACACAAGACCUGAUAAGAACAAUUACUAAAAGUGGAGAGAAAACACUAGCUCUGCUGUUCGUAGGAUCAAACAUAUGUACGUACGUCAGACUUUUGUAUUAAAUAAUACGGGAGCUCAUUGGGGAGUCCGUAAGUGGGGCAUUUGUAACCCAGGAACAGCCUGGUUGGCCCAUAGGACUACAAUAAUGGACUCGCCUAGCAGUCAAGAGUUCAAGACUAUUAAUUCAGAGACGAGUUCAAAAGCUGCAUCAUGGCAGCUGGGGAAUUAAACUAAUCUAGAAUUUAAAAAAAAGCUAGUCUCAGUAAACUAGAAAAACCGGACAGUUGUAAAAAAAAACUGCUUCACUCACACUUUAAUGGAAGGAAAGCUACUGUCCUCACACUUGACACAAUUCAAAUCCUUCCCGCAACACACCCGAAGUCCUCUAACACUAAUAUCUGCUCCAACCCCUCUCACAUUCAGUACAUCCCACAAUCUUCACUGCAACAUUCUGACAUACUCUUGACCCCUUAAAAUAACAAGCUCCUAAAAAUGCCCUUCAACCAACACAAUAUUCCCAGAUUAUUCUUCCCCUCAAACUAUUAACAACCUGUGCCCCAUAUUAAGCUUUGUACUUUCAUUAUUGACCAUUGCCUAACUGCGGAAUACAAAAAUGCUAUAAAUGCACUGUCUGUUAGUCAAGUCUAGAUGAGAAAUCCGGGAGCUACUAAUUCAGACAGUGAAUGACAAAUAUCAGUCCUCACCUCUGGUACAUUUCCAGAACCCUCGGUUUUUACUUCAGGUGCCCAGCAUUCAAAGCUAUUUUUUACAUGAAACUGUAAUCUCUGUAAAUAAACUCAGUUUAGUUCUAGGGAUAGAGACCGUACACAGAAUUAAUGCAGGUGUCUGCAAACAGAGACCUUGACAUCUAAUCUGAUACGAGAGUUCUAUCUCCUAAGCGACAGGUUUUUGUUAAAAUACCUUGUUGUGUUUGUAUUUUUAUUGCAACAUCGCACUGAAACAGUCAGUGGGGGGAGGGUCCUGGUUCCUUGCCACUGAACUAGAGAAUGCUUUUAAAAGUGUAACGGUAAGAGGAGCUAUCGGCAGUGGGGAACAAUCAUCCACCCAAGUGCCUUGUUGUUUUUCCAAUGACCUCUGUGGUUCAGUGGAUUCGGGAAUCUGGCUGUGAUGCUCUUUAUCCAACUCAAUUCUUCCUGCGUGCCCCAUCUUACCACAUCCAACCGUUAAAGAGGUUCUGAAUUCAGAAUCCUCACAAGCAUGGAGCGAAUGUUAAGCAGGUACACUGCAUGGUAGUACAGAUUAGGGUCAGUACCUUCAGGAAAGGAAGGGACAAAUGGAAAAUGAAACACAGGGAAUUUUUUCCCUUGUGAAGCAGUGCAGUAUUUCAUGAUCCUGGAGAUUUAUGUUCUCGAGUUUUUAAAUAAAUUCAUUACAACUACAUUUCUAGCCUCCUAACCCUGCACAGAAAAGGCAAAACUGACCAGGAUUUUGAGAUAGUUAUCCUGGCUAGAGAGGGCAAACUUGAAAGCCAAUGUUAUGCCAACAAACCAACCGUUACAGAAAUAUCAGCACAAUAUAUAGCUAAGGAAGAACAUUGUUUUAUAGCUCCCUCUUUAGGACCCUUGCCAUUAUGACAAAAACAUCUAAGGAUUGUUUCAUGGAUUAAUAGAAAAUAUAUAUUAACUGACAGGAAGCUACAUUUGCAAAUCUUUGUAUAUGGACACUGCCAAUGCUUUUGAUUUAAAUAUGUAGCAAUAAAUUACCUUGUCUGAAACAUCA